CCUAACAGUUCUGGUUUAAAUGGAGGAGAACAGUAAGAAGGACCAUUGGGCUACGCUCAACCAAGGAGAGGAGAAUGAACUGGAGGUGUUUGGUUACCAUACCCAGAAUCUAAGGAAAGCCCUCUGUCUUCUCGUAUCCCUGCUGACCUGCGGGGGCCUUCUGUUGGUGUUCUACUGGAGACCUCAAUGGAGGGUGUGGGCCAACUGCAUCCCAUGCCCCUUGCAAGAAGCAGACACUGUUUUACUGAGGACAACAGAUGAAUUUCAAAGAUAUAUGAGGAAGAAGGUGUUCUGCCUCUACUUAUCCACUCUGAAGUGUCCUGUAAGCAAAAACCCAAAAGAGCCCCUGGUGGUUGAUCGCCACUCUGUCAUAAACAAAGCUGUAAUAAAGCCAGAAUUAAAGCUACGAUGCAUCCAAGUGCAGAAAAUCAGGUAUGUUUGGAACAACUUGGAGAAGCAGUUUCAGAAAGUUGGGUUGCUGGAAGACAGCAACUCCUGCUAUGACAUCCAUCAUACGUUUGGAAUGGGUCUGACCAGUGAAGAGCAAGAGAUCAGAAGACUAGUGUGUGGGCCCAAUGCCAUUGAGGUGGAAAUCCAACCCAUAUGGAAGCUGCUUGUUAAACAGGUUUUAAAUCCAUUCUAUGUGUUCCAAGUCUUCACCCUAACGUUGUGGCUGUCUCAAGGUUACAUAGAAUACUCUGUGGCCAUCAUCAUUUUGUCUGUUAUCUCCAUUGUCUUAAGUGUGUAUGAUUUGCGACAGCAAUCAGUUAAGCUGCACAACCUUGUGGAGGAUCACAACAAAGUCCAGGUUACAAUCAUCAUAAAAGGCAAAGGUUUGGAGGAACUGGAAUCCCGUCUCUUGGUUCCCGGGGAUGUACUUAUUCUUCCAGGAAAAUGUUCAUUACCAUGCGAUGCUGUUGUGCUGGAUGGGAACUGUGUGGUGAAUGAAGGCAUGCUCACAGGAGAAAGUAUACCUGUUACAAAGGCACCAUUGCCCCAAAUGGAGAACACCAGGCCUUGGAAAUCUCACAGCUUGGAGGAUUAUCGGAAGCAUGUCCUUUUCUGUGGAACGGAAGUUAUUCAGGUCAAGCCCUCUGGGAAGGGCCCUGUACGAGCAGUCGUUUUGCAGACUGGUUACAACACAGCCAAAGGGGACUUAGUGAGAUCCAUCCUCUACCCCCGGCCUCUGAACUUCAAACUAUACAGCGAUGCCUUCAAGUUCAUGGUGUUCCUGGCUUGCCUUGGUGUCGUGGGUUUUUUCUAUGCCCUAGGGGUAUAUAUGUACCACAGAGUCCCUUCACGAGACACUGUGACCAUGGCCCUGUUGCUCCUCACCACGACUGUCCCUCCUGUGCUGCCAGCUGCCCUGACCAUAGGCAUUGUGUAUGCUCAGAAGAGACUGAAGAGGAAGAAAAUCUUCUGUAUCUCCCCACAGAGAAUCAAUAUGUGUGGGCAGUUAAACCUCGUGUGCUUUGACAAAACUGGCACUCUUACUGAAGAUGGGCUGGACCUCUGGGGGACAGUCCCUACUACUGACAACUGCUUCCAGGAAGCCCACAGCUUUGCCUCGGGCCAAGCUUUGCCUUGGGGGCCAUUGUGUGCAGCCAUGGCCAGUUGUCACUCUCUGAUUCUUCUCGAUGGGUCUAUCCAGGGAGACCCUCUGGACCUCAAAAUGUUUGAGGGCACUGCGUGGAAAAUGGAAGAUUGCAAUAUAGACUCCUGCAAAUUUGGGAUAUCAGAAUCAAGUACAAUAAAGCCAGGACCAAAAGCCUGUAAGAGUCCCGUGGAGGCCAUCACCAUCUUGCGCCAGUUUCCAUUUUCCUCAAGCCUGCAGAGGAUGUCUGUGAUCACUCAGCUGGCCGGGGAGGAUCACAUCCAUGUCUACAUGAAAGGUGCCCCGGAGAUGGUGAUCAAGUUCUGCAGAUCUGAAACAGUGCCCAAGAAUUUCCCACAGGAGCUGAAGAAUUAUACAGUGCAAGGCUUUCGUGUCAUUGCCUUUGCCCAUAAAGGCUUAAAGAUUGAGAGGCUUUCAGAAGUGGAGCAACUAGCCAGAGAGAAAGUGGAGUCAGAGUUAACAUUUCUGGGACUUCUCAUAAUGGAGAAUCGCUUGAAAAAGGAAACCAAACCUGUCCUAAGGGAACUGAGUGAGGCCUGCAUCAGGACUGUGAUGAUUACAGGUGACAACCUUCAAACGGCCAUUACCGUUGCAAAGAAUUCUGAAAUGAUUCCUCAAGGCAGCCAAGUGAUUGUUGUCGAAGCCAAUGAGCCAGAAGAGUUUGUUCCUGCUUCUGUGACCUGGCAGCUGGUAGAGAACCAAGAAAAUGGAUCUGAGAAGAAUGAAACCUAUAUUAACAUUGGAAAUAGUUCAACAUCUGAUGGGGAAAGAGGGAACUGUUACCAUUUUGCAAUGAGUGGGAAAUCAUACCAAGUGAUAUUACAGCAUUUCAACAGCUUGCUUCCAAAAAUUCUGGUGAAUGGAACUAUUUUUGCAAGAAUGUCUCCUGGGCAGAAGUCAAAUCUUGUUGAAGAAUUUCAGAAAUUAAAUUAUUAUGUGGGCAUGUGUGGAGACGGAGCUAAUGACUGUGGGGCUUUGAAAAUGGCUCAUGCAGGCAUCUCGCUGUCAGAGCAGGAAGCAUCUGUGGCAUCCCCUUUUACCUCAAAAACAGCCAAUAUUGAGUGUGUGCCUCAUCUCAUCAGAGAAGGCCGAGCUGCUCUGGUUUCAUCGUUUGGGGUAUUUAAAUACUUGUCCAUGUAUGCCAUAAUCCAGUUUACCGGUACAUCACUGCUCUAUUGGCAGCUACAACUCUUUGGGAAUUACCAGUAUCUCAUGCAAGAUAUAGCCAUUACUUUGAUGGUCUGUUUGACAAUGAGUUCAACUCAUGCCUACCCAAAGCUGGCUCCAUAUCGACCAGCAGGACAGCUGCUUUCUCCCCCUUUGCUGCUCUCGGUUUUUUUGAAUUCUUGUUUCUCUUACGUUGUACAAAUCUGUGCAUUCCUCUAUGUGAAGCAGCAGCCCUGGUAUUGUGAGGUCUACAAAUACAGUGAGUGUUUUCUGGCCAAUCAAAAUCACUUCUCAACCAAUAUGAGUUUGGAAAGAAACUGGACUGGAAAUGCAACUCUGAUUCCUGGUUCCAUUUUAAGUUUUGAGAGUACCACAUUGUGGCCCCUUACCACCAUCAACUACAUCACAUUAGCAUUUGUCUUUUCAAAGGGAAAGCCAUUUCGAAAACCUAUCUAUACAAACUAUAUAUUUUCAUUUCUGCUGCUGUCUGCCUUGGGCCUCACAAUUUUUAUUCUGUUUUCUGAUUUUCAAGAUAUAUACAGUGGAAUGGAGCUCAUCCCAACCAUAACAUCAUGGAGGGUCUUGAUUUUGGUGGUAGCCCUCAUCCAGUUCUGUGUGUCCUUUUUUGUGGAGGAUGCCAUCCUUCAAAAUCGAGAGCUCUGGCUGUUGAUCAAAAAAGUAUUUGGAUUCUACUCUAAAAGUCAAUAUAGGAACUGGCAAAAAAAGCUGGCAGAAGACUCAACCUGGCCUCCCACAAACAGGACAGAUUAUUCAGGCAAUGGUAAAAAUGAAUUCUACAUCAACAGAGGCUAUGAAAGCCAUGAACAGAUUCCAAAAAGAAAACUCGAAUUGGGAGGCCAAACCACAGAACAGCAUUUUUGGACUAGGCUGUAAUCAGAAUUGUCGUGCAUGCUGCACAGUAUUGCCUUUUCUCCCCCCCAAAUUAAAACACUGUGGCAAAGUGAUGAUAGUCUUCCUGCAUAUUUGUAUUCAAUCGCAUUUCUCAAUGCAUUCAACCUUGCAGCAAGGACCAUAGAUAUGCUUAUUUUGAUUACAUCCUGUACCAUAAGUGAAAAGAAAUGCAUUUCCUGGAUUAUCAUUUUUAAUAAACUUUAUUCACAUGGCAUAGCA
Molecule: messenger RNA, 3913 nt
Organism: Carlito syrichta (Philippine tarsier)
Lineage: Eukaryota; Metazoa; Chordata; Mammalia; Primates; Tarsiidae
Gene: ATP13A5
Product: ATPase 13A5
Exons: 30
Coding region: 20-3676 (1218 amino acids)
Biological process (GO): intracellular calcium ion homeostasis; polyamine transmembrane transport
Cellular component (GO): late endosome membrane
Molecular function (GO): ATP hydrolysis activity; ATP binding; polyamine transmembrane transporter activity
Source: RefSeq, a predicted model, not a curated record